Messenger RNA from Auxenochlorella protothecoides, 1551 nucleotides. RefSeq names its product TRNA-dihydrouridine(47) synthase [NAD(P)(+)]-like protein. Bases 1 to 1551 code for a protein of 516 amino acids. Gene Ontology annotation, biological process: tRNA processing. The transcript has 10 exons. Lineage: Eukaryota; Viridiplantae; Chlorophyta; Trebouxiophyceae; Chlorellales; Chlorellaceae. The record is from RefSeq and is a predicted model, not a curated record. Gene Ontology annotation, molecular function: RNA binding; flavin adenine dinucleotide binding; tRNA dihydrouridine synthase activity.
AUGGACAAGGCCGUACAAAACCAGUUGUGGCAUCGCCGCUACGACUUCAGUACAGCUGACCGUGUGCUGUCGACCUUGGGGUUGCGGAACAGUCGGGCGGGGCAGGGGCAGGGGAAGCAGGAGGAGGAGGAACAGGAGGGCAAGCGGCCACGUACCCAAGGUCCCGACGCUGGAGCGCUGCCGGGGGAGGCCGUGCUGGCAAAGGCCGAGCCUGAGGCCGAGCCUGCAGCGGCGCAGGUGCUUCCCACUGCCAAAGUGGAGGCCGAGGCACAGCUGUGCACAGUACCCGCUGAGACUGCGCCAGGGCCUGGGGCGGAGCUGGGUAUCCCUGUGACGGAGCCCGAAACGGCCGCUCCUGCGGCCGCGCCGCCUCCGCAGCACCCUUACCUGGAAACUGCCGAGCACAAGCGCGAAAGCUCGGCACAGGCAAUCGACUUCCGUGGCAAGCUGUACCUGGCACCUCUGACCACUGUGGGCAACCUGCCCUUCCGCCGCCUGGCCAAACGGUUGGGGGCCGACAUCACCUGUGGUGAGAUGGCGCUGGCCACGAACCUACUCCAGGGGCAAGCAUCUGAGUGGGCGCUGCUGAGGCGCCAUCCGGAAGAGGACUGCUUCGGGGUCCAGAUCUGUGGAGGCUACCCCGACAGCAUGGCCCGCUGUGCCCAGCUCAUCCAAGACCAGUGCUCUGUCGAUUUUGUGGACAUCAACUUUGGGUGUCCCAUCGAUGCGAUCUGCAGCAAGGGGGCAGGGUCGGCCUGCAUCCUGCGCCCAGCACGCAUGGAGUCGAUUGUGCGGAGCAUGAGCAGCGUGCUGCAGUGCCCCCUCACCUUCAAGACACGCAAGGCGUACAAUGAUGGGCAUGAUGUAGCCCACACCUUUGUCCCCGGUGCGGCGGUCUGGGGGGCCAGCGCCGUGACCCUGCAUGGCCGGACGAGGGAGCAGCGCUACUCGAGGCCAGCCGACUGGCCAUACAUCCAGAACUGUGCCGCUGCGACCCAGGCGCCCCUCCAACUCGUCGGGAACGGGGAUAUCUUGGGCUGGCAGGACCACUACAGGCAUCUGGAAGAGUCGGGUGGGAGGCUGGCGACCACAUACAUUGCGCGUGGGGCCCUGAUCAAGCCCUGGAUUUUCACUGAGAUCAAGCAGCGGAGGGACUGGGACAUCUCAGCAGGGGAGAGACUGGACCUGCUGAAGCUGUACUGCUCGUUUGGGCUAGAGCACUGGGGCAGCGACGCCCGGGGCGUAGAAAGCACCAGACGCUUCCUGCUGGAGUGGCUGUCGUUCCAGCACCGCUACAUCCCGGUCGGCCUGCUGGAUGUUCUGCCCCAGCGCAUGGACUGGAGGGUGCCGGUCUUCGUGGGCAGGUCCGACCUGGAGACGCUGCUGGCCUCCGACCACGCCGGCGACUGGGUGCGCAUCUCCGAGAUGCUGCUGGGCCCUGCACCCCCGGGUUUCACGUUCACGCCAAAGCACAAGGCAAAUGCGUACUCCAGACGGCAGGAGGCUGGCGCUUCCAGUCUCAUGAAGGACGAGGAGCAGGAGAAUGGCUGA